UUUCCACUUCAACGAUCAACAGCGUCAAACACGUUAUCUCAAGAACAAGGAGACACAAUCUUGAAGUUAAAAUUAACGUUCAUUUAAGAUCUCAAUCGAACCAACGUUGUAACUCACGAAGAACAAGCGGAUCAUCUAAUUUACGUUUCAAAGGGAAAUUAAAACACUUCAAAAAGAAAUCAAAACAUCUUAAAGGAAAAACAAAGCAUUUUAACAUCAACAGAAGGCUUUAUGAUGAAAAGAUAAUACGGCGGGAGAAAUCAAACAGACGUACAGUCUUUCGAUUACGCAUAACAAAGAAGAAAAAUAAGAACAAGGACACGGAGUGGUUCAUGGUUGCAGAUAAAGGGAAGACAACAAAUUCUAUAUCCAAAAACCUAAAUCUUCCAACAGAUGAAGAUGAAAUAGAUAAAGAUGAGUCAAUUCAAGAACUAACUUCAACAGACGAAUCAAUUAUUAAUGAGUCAAUAACCAAUAAAAGUGCGACUUAUACGAGAAAUAACGAUAAAGAUUUAAUCACUGAAGCUCAAAAUAACGCUGAAUCGGGUGCCAAAAUGGAUGAAAUUGUAAAAUCUUCUACUACCCCUGUUACAUCAACUGGCGUCUUUGAAAAUGAUAAUGUAAAAUCAACUACUACUAAGAACACCAUAGAAACCACAAAAUCCACUACCACUUCUAACAUCUCGUCAACCGAAACGUCCCUUUUCGCAUCACCCUAUACUUCUACUGUUACAUCAAUCGACGAUUUUGGUGAUAACAAUGUGAAAUAAGCUACUGACAACCUAGAAGAGACCAAGUAUUCUACAUACAUAGCAACAGAUGUUUCUACUGUUCUAUCAACCGAUAUUUCUACUGAAGUAUCAGACGACGCCUCUUCAGAUAGAAGUACGGCAUCAUCUUCAGCGGCAAUUGAUUAAGGGGCCAUCCAUAAAUUACGUCACACGUUAAGCGGGAGGGAGGGGGGUCGACGAAGUGUGACAUUGUGUGACAAAGGGUUGGGAGGGGUCCUAAAUUUCGUGACGUCACAUUUCAAAAUCUACGUGUUAAACCACGAACUUUGCAAUAUUAACAAAAAACUUAAAAACAUUUGCAACUCUAUCUGAAUAAACAUAAGAUUCAAAUUGUUUUGUCGCCCACUCGCUCUACUAGUGU
Messenger RNA from Agrilus planipennis (emerald ash borer), 1152 nucleotides. RefSeq lists its product as uncharacterized. The transcript is spliced from 2 exons. Lineage: Eukaryota; Metazoa; Arthropoda; Insecta; Coleoptera; Buprestidae. Bases 333 to 770 code for a protein of 145 amino acids. The record is from RefSeq and is a predicted model, not a curated record.